Molecule: messenger RNA, 3011 nt
Organism: Monodelphis domestica (gray short-tailed opossum)
Lineage: Eukaryota; Metazoa; Chordata; Mammalia; Didelphimorphia; Didelphidae
Gene: MAP4K2
Product: mitogen-activated protein kinase kinase kinase kinase 2
Biological process (GO): intracellular signal transduction; protein phosphorylation
Cellular component (GO): cytoplasm
Molecular function (GO): ATP binding; MAP kinase kinase kinase kinase activity
Source: RefSeq, a predicted model, not a curated record
GUGCUGCGGCAGGAUAUGGGGGAGGGGAGGGGGGGCCGCGGUGUGGGGGGGGCGGCCGUGCCGCUCGGUGCCCUCGCGGGGCGGGCCAGGGCGGGAGCUGCGGGGAAUCCCCGGGCGGGCGCCUCUGGCCCCGCCCCGGCCCCGCCCCAAUGCCCGGCUCGAGCUUGGGCUCGGCUCCUCCCCUCGGGGCGGGCGGCUCGGGCUGCUGCCACCGCUGCUGCGGGCUCCCGGCUCCGGCUCGGCGCGGGCCGGCCGGCACCGGGCCAUGUCGCUUCUUCGGGACGUGUCGCUGCAGGACCCCCGCGAGCGCUUCGAGCUGCUGCAGCGGGUGGGGGCCGGCACCUACGGGGACGUGUACAAGGUGCGGACCGGCCCGGGGCCCGGGACACGCAGACUUCCGAGCUGGCUGCCGUGAAGAUAGUCAAAGUGGACCCAGGAGAUGACAUCAGCUCCCUCCAGCAGGAGCUCACCAUCCUCAAAGAGUGUCGCCACCCCAACGUGGUCGCUUACUUGGGCAGCUACCUCAGAAAUGACCGCCUGUGGAUCUGCAUGGAGUUCUGCGGAGGAGGGUCCCUGCAGGAGAUCUACCAGGCCACGGGACCCCUGGAAGAGAGACAGAUCGCCUACGUGUGCCGGGAAGCCCUCAAGGGCUUGCAUCAUCUGCACUCUCAGGGGAAGAUUCACCGGGACAUCAAGGGCGCCAACCUGCUCCUCACUCUUCACGGAGACGUCAAACUGGCGGACUUUGGCGUGUCCGGAGAGCUCACGGCGACGGUGGCCAAGAGGAGGUCCUUCAUCGGGACGCCAUACUGGAUGGCCCCCGAGGUGGCUGCCGUGGAGCGCAAGGGGGGCUACAACGAGCUGUGUGACGUGUGGGCCGUCGGGAUCACCGCCAUCGAGCUGGCCGAGCUGCAGCCGCCGCUGUUCCACCUGCACCCCAUGAGGGCGCUCAUGCUCAUGUCCAAGAGCAGCUUCCAGCCUCCCAAGCUGAAGGAGAAGGCCUGCUGGUCCCAGAACUUUCACCACUUCCUCAAGCUGGCCCUGACCAAGAACCCCAAGAAAAGACCCCCUGCUGAGAAGCUCCUGCAGCACCCCUUUACAGCCCAGACCCUUCCCCGGACGCUCCUCACGCAGCUCCUGGACAAACUCAAUGACCCUCAGCUGGGCGUCCCCACGCCGGAGGACGGCGACCUGGAGACCUACGACCUGUUUCCGGACACGAUCUACUCCAGGGGGCAGCACGGCCCGGCCGAGAGGACCCCGUCCGAGAUCCAGUUCCACCAGGUGAAAUUCGGGGCUCCCAGGAGGAAGGAGACGGAGCCACCGAGUGAGCCGUGGGAGGAAGAGUGGACGCUGUUAGGGAAGGAGGAGCUCACUGGGAGUCUGCUGCAGUCGGUCCAGGAGGCCUUGGAGGAACGGAGCCUGACCAUGAAGCCGGCUCUGGAGGACCAGGUCUUCGCCUCCCCAGAGGACGGAACCGGAACCAUCAAGCGAUCCCCAUUCGGGGGCCCCGGACCCCCGGCACCCGAAGGCUCGGACUCUCCCGGCUCCCCUCCAGCAGAGCCGCCCGAGUCGCCUGGGCCCCGCUCGGAGGCCCCGCCGCUGCUCUCUUCUGAGUGGGCCACCAUGACGCGGAAGGAAGACAGCGAGAGAUCCUCCUGCCACGGCCUCCCCCCGACCCCCAAAGUUCACAUGGGCGCCUGCUUCUCCAAAGUCUUCAACGGCUGCCCGCUGCAGAUCCACGCCGCCGUCACCUGGAUCCACCCCGGCACCCGAGACCAGUUCUUGGUGGUGGGGGCCGAGGAGGGGAUCUACACCCUCAACCUGCACGAGCUCCACGAGGACACUUUGGAGAAGUUGAUCCCCCAACGCUGCUUCUGGCUCUACUGUGUCAACAACGUCCUUCUCUCCCUGUCAGGGAAGACCACCCACGUGUGGGCCCACGACCUGCCGGCGCUGUUUGAGCAGCGGCAGCAGCAGCGGCAGCGGCCGGCCCCCCUGUCCAUGGCCACCCAGCGGCUCCCGCAGCGGAUCAUCCCCAGGCGCUUCGCCCUCUCCACGAAGAUGGCGGACACCAGGGGCUGCCUCAAGUGCCGCGUGGUUCGAAACCCCUACACGGGGAGCACCUUCCUGCUGGCCGCCCUGCCCUCCGGCCUGCUGCUCCUGCAGUGGUACGAGCCCCUGAAGAAAUUCCUGCUCCUCAAGAACUUCACUACUUCCCUGCCCAAUCCUUUGGGGCUCCUGGAACCUCUGAUCCUGGAAGGGAAGGAGCUGCCUCAAGUGUGUGUGGGUGCCACGGGGUCCGGGGGCCCCGGCCUCGGCCUCCAGUUCCACAUCCUCCCUCUGGAGGCCGGGCUCUCUCCUGACUUCCUCAUCCCUCCAGAGGGGGCGCCUGGCACUGCCCGGCAGGUGAUCCAGGUGGACAGAGACACGGUGCUGGUGUGCUUUGAGCGCUGCGUGAGGCUGGUGAACCUCCAGGGGACCCCGACAGGCGCCCUGGCCCCCGAGCUGACCUUUGACUUCCCCAUCGAGACUGUGGUCUGCCUUCAGGACAGUGUGUUGGCUUUCUGGCAGCACGGCAUGCAGGGGCGGAGCCUGGAGACUAACGAGCUGACUCAGGAGAUCACCGACGAGACGAGGCUAUUCCAAGUGCUCGGGGCUCACAGAGACAUCAUCCUGCAGAGCACCCCCACCGACAACCCCGGGGCCCACAGCAACCUCUACAUCCUAACCGGCCACCAGAGCAGCUACUAAGCCCUGCCCGGCCGCGCCGGCGCCAGCCGCCGGGCUCCCGAGACAGCUUUCGGGGGGCGUUUGCUGGGCAGGGGACCCCCCCCGGCACGUCUGCAAUAACUGGACUAGACCAAGCUGCUGUGACUCCCCUCCUCGCCCUCCGGGAGCUCCAUCCCCAGAGGCUGCGGCCUUGUCGGGCACACUCGGGUCCCCUCGGGGUCUUGUCUGCCCGCCUGCGGCCAGGAGACCUACAUUGGCAUUAAAGUCUGCUCGUCUGA